AUGGUGGCAACAAUCAUCGUUGACUUUCAGUACUGCUUCAUCUUUAUACUCCUCUGCUUCUCCUCACUACUCUGUUACACUCUCUUCUUCAGGAAACCAAAGGACUCAUGUGUUGACUUUCCUUUGCCUCCAAGUCCUCCUUCUCUACCCAUCAUCGUCCUCGUCUCCUCAGCCUCAGUUGCUUAUGAGAUCUUCAGGGCACACGACGUGAACAUCUCCUCUCGCGGUUUACCUCCGACAGAAGAUUCUCUUUUCGCUGGAUCUUUCAGCUUCAUCUCUGCUCCCUAUGGAGAUUACUGGAAGUUCAUGAAGAAGAUUCUUGCAGUGAAGAAAGAGAGCGUGGAGAUCUGUGAGGAAGCGUUGAAGCUUACUAUCAACAGCAUCUGCAAGUUGAUCAUGGGGAGGUGUUGUCUGGAGGAGGGAGGUGUGGCGGAGAGAGUCAAGCGAUUAGCUAAUGAGUUAGAUGUUAUGACGAGGAAGAUUUUGUUGGCAAACAUGUUGCCCCCAUGGUUAAAGAAGCUUGUUCUCUCACUGUUUAAAAAGGAAGUGAUGGUUGUUUCCAACAGGUUCAAUGAGCUUAUUUACAGAUUUCAGGUGUCGUAA
Molecule: messenger RNA, 603 nt
Organism: Brassica napus (rape)
Lineage: Eukaryota; Viridiplantae; Streptophyta; Magnoliopsida; Brassicales; Brassicaceae
Product: cytochrome P450 705A20-like
Exons: 3
Coding region: 1-603 (200 amino acids)
Cellular component (GO): membrane
Molecular function (GO): iron ion binding; oxidoreductase activity, acting on paired donors, with incorporation or reduction of molecular oxygen, NAD(P)H as one donor, and incorporation of one atom of oxygen; heme binding
Source: RefSeq, a predicted model, not a curated record